AGUUGUGCCGGUCUUCUCCGUGGGCCAACCACGCCGGCGCUUAAGAUUUGAGCACUCGAGUCCUCUGGAGACAGGAAUCCAAUAUGUACGGAAUCUCUCGCUGAGUGUGUUGUACAUUGUAUGUACUGCACACAAACAGUAUAACUUUGACAUUAUUAUUUGGUUGGUACAUCAUCUUCCAAAUCUGUAAAGCCACUCCCCCACCAAGUCUAACCUACACCUCUGUUGUGGGAUUGUUCCCCUCCACAAACACAAACUACGGUUCUGUCAGUUUGCUCCAGUGGGCACUUCCAACACUACUCCUAUGGCCGCAUAUACCCAGCGAAGAUGAAAUGCGCCACCAAGGACUGUGAUGACCAACGACGAAUCUCAAUCGCACAUUAACCGGUCGUCUCCAUAUUUCGCAUCAACCCCGGAACGAGUCGCCUCGAGAGCCUCGGGUGGCUAGCAGUUGCGAGACACAGCUUCUCCAGAGACAACUGCUCAUUGCUGAGGUCGCCCCAGCAUGCGCAGUAUUCUCCUCGCGAACAGCAAUUAAUAUACUCUGAGCUCCAGAGCAAAUGGAUGUAGCCGAAGCUUUUCGGCAGGGCCUGGGGUCGGUGAGCAAGGCACGAGAGGCUCGAACCCCUCGCGCGAGGGAGAGCAGCCAUGAGAGCGACGGGAACUCGAACUCACCAAGAAUCGCGCACACAUUAGCCGCAUGUUGCCGAUGUCGACAGAGAAAGACGCGGUGCGACCCAACCCUUCCGAAGUGCCUGCCCUGCGAACGAAAGGGCUCUGUCUGCGAAUAUUAUGAUACCACGAAAAACAAGAAGAUAUCUCGAACCUAUGUGAUCCGCCUCCAGGAUCGAGUCCGCGCCCUACAACUGGAACUAGGACGAUAUGUUGACGAUGAUGAUGCUCAAAUUAAGACGGAGGAUUCGAUACGUCCUGGAGGUCUCGUUCGAUUGGAGGAGGACGAUGAGAUGCCACGAUAUCUUGGGCCCUCGAGCGGCAUUGCCAUGACGAGAUUGGUGAUGGAGGAAGCUAGGCGCUACACAGAUUCCAGGAGCAUUCGUGAACUUGUGCCGGAGGUUAGCACUCGACGAGCUCCCGGCCAGUCUCCGGAGUCCAUCCAAGAGAGGAUGAAAUCAUACCCGAUGAUCAGUGCCAUUCCAGCAGAUCGAUUGCCAAAUCGAUCAGUGACUGAUAAGCUGAUAGAAGUCUUCAAUCAAAAAGCUCAGUAUCUUUUCCCUACCUUACAUGAGCCUACAUUUUAUAAGGAAUGUGAUGAAGUUUAUGCUGGCGGUACAGACCCGGUUAAGAACUUUAUUGUGCGAAUAGUUCUAGCCAUCAGCAUGCAGAAGCUUGAUUCGCAAUAUGCGGGCCUGGCGGAUAGCUACUACUUGGCUGCCAUGCAAAGCGUUGAUGAAGUGGUGCGGCCAAAAGAUCUCAGGACAUUACAAUGCCUCGUCCUGAUAGCACAAUAUUCCCUCUUGACGCCUACCAAGACACCGAUAUACUACAUAGUUGGCCUCGCAACGAGAUUAUGCCAGCAGUUAGGCCUCACAGAAGAGAAGACCAUUGUUCAGGGCGUGUCUCUUGGGCAAGUUGAUCCACUACAGAUGGACAUGAGAAGGCGCUUAUCAUGGAUUGUACUCUCGAUGGAGUUUGGGCUGGCGCAUAGCCUUGGUCGUCCCAAUGGAUAUGCCACUGGUCAAGACCAUGUCGAUGUCGGCUUCUUUGCCACAGUCGAUGAUGAAUACAUCACGCCGGGUGGGAUCACUACCAACCAGAUAUCAGAAAAGAAGGUCAUGGCGGUUCAUUUCUUCAAAAUGCGUUUGCUACAAGCUGAAAUACGCCGAGUACUGUACCAAAGGAAACGGUCUGAGCCCAAAAACGACUCACACCCUUGGUUCCCUCAGAUGGAAGAAAAACUUCAAUCUUGGCUAGAAGCAGCCCCUGAGAACCCUAGCUGGAGCAAACCUUGGUUUACUGGCAAGGUCAACACCAUGAUUGUAUUCCUUUUUCGCCCUUCUCCUCAGGUUCCAAAGCCAUCUGCUCGUGGCGCUAUAAUGUGCUACGACGCCUCAGCGUAUAAUAUCAAGAUGCAACACCAUCAGAUGGACAAUCCUUCUGUGGACGUUACUUGGAUCUUCCUUCAGAGCCUGUUCAUGGCUGUGAACACACUUCUCUGGUCGAUAUCAUACCCAGACGUGAGAAGUCUGCACCCGAAAGAAGAACUUGAAGAACUCCUCGAGUUGGCGGUAGGCGUGAUGGUCCGCUGUACCGACCGAUGGCCUGGUAGCAAACCCGCGUCAGAGCUUUAUCAACGGCUUGGGCGAGCGUGUUUCAAGGCCUAUGAUGGUGGAAAGGUUUCCGAUUCCUCCUCUUCACUCUCGGCAAACUCACCUGCAUCAAUCAACGAAUCCAUGUCAUCCCCAUUUUCUUACCACUCAAAUAUUACUGCGUCAUCCAUAGCGUAUUCUCAGAAUUCACAAGAGCCAGCUCCAACUUUCAGCUACGUGUUUAACCAGUCUCCUGAGAAUACUGCGGCAAAUGAGUACCACCAGAACGUUCGAUUCCAGCAACAGCAGCCUACAUUUCGGUCAGAUUCCAUUUUCAUGCAGCCGGCGACUCGCUCGACAGAUCGACGCUUCAGUUACUUCCCUCCUGAGUAUGGGCAAGUAGAGCCACAGUCGUACCAGAUUCAGCCAGAGCAACCUCAAUCGCAGCAGGCUCAACAGCAACCACAGCAGCCUCAACCACAGCUACCUCAACCACAGCUACCUCAGCAACAGCAGCCACUACCGCCUCAGUGGGGCCCUACACCUGUUCAGACUGCCACAUUGCCAAUGCAAGCCCCAGGACCCACAACGGCCCAACAAAGUUUCAACAGUCUGGAUGAGACCAACUACUUCAUCCAACCGACGUACAACUUUGGGCCACUAGUAUAUACCGAUCAAGACUAUGAUACGCAGACAGACCGUAUGGGGAGCUUGAGCUACAGCCAACAGGUGGAACUCAUGGAGAGCCUGGAGACUAAUGGGCUUGAUGGCAUUGAUGAUUACCUGGGGUUGGUCCCGCCGACUUAUUAUAAUCCGUCGAGUGCGCUAUGACGAUAAUCAUGUCUAACAGUAGCUGCACUAAGGGAUUAUGGAUGAUCUUGUAGCGCAGCUCCGAAGCUGCGGUUAUAGAACUCCAUGGCUUCAUUUUUGGCUAACGGAGUUGAUUGGUUACGAUGAGACAUGACAUUUUGGCGUAACAGGGCGUAUAAUCCGUCGAGUGCGCUAUG
Molecule: messenger RNA, 3274 nt
Organism: Pseudogymnoascus destructans
Lineage: Eukaryota; Fungi; Ascomycota; Leotiomycetes; Thelebolales; Thelebolaceae
Exons: 4
Coding region: 561-3098 (845 amino acids)
Biological process (GO): positive regulation of transcription by RNA polymerase II; DNA-templated transcription
Molecular function (GO): zinc ion binding; sequence-specific DNA binding; DNA-binding transcription factor activity, RNA polymerase II-specific
Source: RefSeq, a predicted model, not a curated record